Schizophyllum commune H4-8 is the source of this 575-nucleotide messenger RNA. RefSeq lists its product as uncharacterized. The transcript has 4 exons. NCBI's taxonomy places the organism in Eukaryota, Fungi, Basidiomycota, Agaricomycetes, Agaricales, Schizophyllaceae. The record is from RefSeq and is a predicted model, not a curated record. Bases 149 to 514 code for a protein of 121 amino acids.
GUACGAGCGCCAGUACGUCCCUGCAGACUAGCGACUGCCGCAAACUGGAGUCCGAUAUCGAAGUGCCGCUACAUCCGUAAGUUGUACGCGCGCGUAUAUAAGCCCAGUGGCGAGCCCUGCCCGUAUCUGGACGCGCACUGAAGUCGCCAUGAAGCACGACGAAACCCAAGUUGGAACACAUGCAGAUAGGUAUACGGCCAAGGAGCCCGCACUGGAGAUUGCCAGCAUCAAUGCAGUAUGCAUCGGCUCUGUUGCGCAGCAUCCAGACUCGCAGGAACUUACGCCUGUCAGCCUAAUGAUCUCAGACGCGGACGCAGGACCCUGCACGACGAGUAACGCUUUCGUCGCAGGUCCGCAUGCCCCAAGCGAUCUUGAUAGAUAUCUGGUGCCGCUCUCGUGCGAGCUAUGCGUGCGAGAUGCAGAGGGAAGACGUAUCAUCCCGCUCUCAAUCUCUCUGAUUGCAGACGUGCCGCAGCUCUCGCAGAUUGGCGGUGAUUUGAAAGGGUCCAAUUAACAAUGGAGUAGAGCUAUUGUACCUCAUAGUGCACAAUCCAAGUGACUGAUGAUUUGUACAA